Molecule: messenger RNA, 1399 nt
Organism: Chroicocephalus ridibundus (black-headed gull)
Lineage: Eukaryota; Metazoa; Chordata; Aves; Charadriiformes; Laridae
Product: alveolar macrophage chemotactic factor-like
Exons: 4
Coding region: 126-425 (99 amino acids)
Biological process (GO): chemotaxis; immune response; defense response
Cellular component (GO): extracellular region
Molecular function (GO): chemokine activity
Source: RefSeq, a predicted model, not a curated record
GCGAGGUAUAGCCCCCGCCCGGCCCCACUCGGCGCCCGGGAAAUUCCCCGCCAGCUCCCGGCGGGAGAUAAAAGCACCGGGGGACAACGGGGCGGCACAACCGGCUCCCGCCGCAACCACCAGCCAUGAGCCCGCACCUCCGCCUCCUCCUCCUCCUCCUCCUCCUCCUGGCCGCCGCCGCCGCUCUCUGCCGGGGCGCGCCGCCGGCCGGGGAGCUGCGCUGCCGCUGCCCGCGGGCCGUGUCCGAGGUGAUCUCGCCGCGCCGCCUGGCCCGCGUGGAGCUCGUCGCCGAGGGGCCGCACUGCGCCGUGCCCGAGGUCAUCGCCACGACGAAGCAGGGACAGACGAUCUGCCUGAACCCCUCCGCGCCCUGGGUCAAGCUCAUCCUCACCAGGAUCCUCAAGAGCUCAACACGGGAGAACUGACCGGGGAGAGAACCUCACUGGAGAAGACACUCAGCCUGGGGCUUCGGGGCUUUCUCCUCUUGAAAUGCACUGCGUCUCAGCUCAGCCUAUUUAUUAUUAAAUAUUACAUAUUUAAUGUAAUGAUACCUGAUUGUAUUUAUUUAAAUAUUGCGAGUACUGCAUAGGAUGUAUCUUCAAUUUGGACAUUGUCUGAAAAGCACAAUUCUAAGGGCCGUACUAAUUUACUGCCUUUAAAACCUUGCUUUCAGUGUGUUGUGCAGGAGAAAAAAUACAGGGAAUACCCUGAAUUCUUUCACAGGAAAAAAUUGCCUGGGCUCCAGCAUCAGCAAACAACUGAUGAGGCCUCAGCGUCAGCAUGAAGUGUAUUGCCAUGCUGCACGCCUUUGUAAGGACUCGAGUAACUCAUAUAGAAACACUUAGUCUACAUAGCAGCUCGGAGUAAAGAAGGCAACUGCUGCCUCCCAAAACACGUCUUUGGCUUGUUUUACACAUCGUAUAGCUACGUGCCUGGAAAAAGCCUUUCCAAGGAAAAGCCGUGCUGCCUGCUGUGUCAGAGCCAAAGGUUCGCACUGCAAUGCAAGUUCACCAGAACUUCUGGUUCCCCUCCCCUGCCAGAAGCCCCGCUGUGCACAGCACUGCUCACCUUGUGCGUCUGCAUUUUCAGGGAGCCGGUGGGUUUUGCUCCUUGCAACCUUAGACAUGUGAUGUCUUUUUUUGUAUGGCAUAAUGUCAUCAUUUAUAUAAAGCUGUAUGUAAGUGAACGUGCUGUUGUGCUGAUGGAUGUUUAUUUGUUCUAGUCCAAAUUCCUUUUGGAAUUGUAUAUAUGCUGUUUCCUCUGCUCUUCAUAGGUCUGUCCAGCAGAACAUUAAAAAGAAAGGGGAUCUAAACUACUUUUAAAUACUAAUAUUUAAAUGUCAUCAUGGUGAGACCAUAUGAUUUCUAUUCAUCUACUCAUUUUCCAAAAUGUUGAAGAA